AUGCCAAAUCCAAUUGAAUACAAUUAUGGUCCUCGAUCUGUCGCUGUGGGUUAUUUCAACAAUGACACUUGGUUAGAUAUUGUUGUUGCAAAUCGUGUUGUUGGUACGAUUGUAGUUUUUUUUGGUUAUGGUAAUGACACUUUUGAAAUUCAAACACCCUAUUCGACUGGUAAUGACUCUUCUCCAUCUAUGGUUGCAGUUAGUGAUUUCAAUAAAGAUAAUCGGUUAGAUAUCGCUGUCGCAAAUUUUGGCACUAACAGCAUAGGUAUCUUUCUUGGAUAUGAAGAUGGAUUAUUUGAAGAACAAAUAUUGAUUUCAAUUAGCUCAUCUCGUCCACUCUGGAUACACAUUGCAGACUUUAAUAAUGACACAUUACCUGACAUUGUUACUGCGAAUUAUGGGAUCAAUAGUAUUAGCGUACUGCUUGGAUAUGGGAAUGGGAGUUUCUCAAACCCAGCUAUGUAUUCAACAGGCUAUGAUUCACGUCCUUUCUCAGUUAUUUCUGGAGAUUUAAAUAAUGACAACAAAUUAGAUCUUAUUAUUGCCAAUUCAGCCACAGAUAAUAUAGGUAUAAUGUUUGGAGAUGGCUAUGGUAACUUUAAAUAUCAAAAACCAUUGUCUACAGGUUCUGGCUCUCAUCCAUACUCCGUUGUUGUUUCUUAUUUGAAUAACGACAAUCUAUUGGAUAUCGCUGUCGCCAAUUAUGGGACACAAAGUGUCGGUAUAUUUUUGACUUAUGAGAAUGAAACAUUUGCACAUCAAACAAUAUAUUCACUGGGCACUUCCUCGCCGUAUUCAAUUACCAUUGAUGAUUUCAACAAUGAUGGUCAACUUGAUAUAGUUGUAACUAAUAAAGGAUCUAAAAAUAUAGGCAUGCUUCUAGGCUAUAGUAAUGGCACUUUUGCAAGUCCAAAAAUGUAUUCCACUGGAUCAUCUUCUUCUAUAGCAGCAGCAGUAGGUGAUUUUAACAACGAUCGUCGAUUAGAUAUGGCUCUUGUAAGCAAUGACACUAACAUUAUAGCUAUACUUUAUGGUUAUGACAAAGGCUUUUCGAGCAAAAGCACGUAUUCUACUGGUCGAUUUCCACUAUCCGUAGCCGUCGGUGAUUUCAACAACGACACACAUCUAGAUGUUGUUGUCACUAACUAUUAUGACAAGACUGUUAGUCUGCUUCUUGCAUAUGGUGAUGGUUCUUUUCAAAACCAAAAGACAUUUUCUACUGGUGCUAGUCCAUAUGGAGUAACUGUCGGUGAUUUCAAUAAUGACACAAUAUUGGAUAUUGUUGUCGCUAAUCAUGAUGAUCACACUGUAAGUGUACUUCUUGGAUAUGGGAAUGGCUCUUUUGAAAACCAAAUGAAGUUUUCCACUGGUAUUUCUCCGCAAUCUGUAUCAGUAGGUGAUUUCAACAAUGAUACAAGUUUGGAUAUCGUUGUCGUUAAUACUGGAGACCACACUGUAAGUGUACUUCUUGGAUAUGGGAAUGGCUCUUUUGAAAAUCAAAUAAAGUUUUCCACUGGCUUUUUUCCACAGUCUGUAGCAGUUGCUGAUUUCAACAAUGAUACACGAGUCGAUAUUAUCGUCACUAAUUAUCGAAACUUCUUUGUAAGUGUACUUCUCGGAUAUGGCAAUGGUUCUUUUCAAAAUCAUAUUGUAUCUUUCACUCUGUUUCGACCGUACGCAUUAGCUGUUGGUGAUUUCAAUAAUGACGCGCUAUUAGAUGUUGUCGUCACAAAUUUUGAUAAGAUGAGUACUGUUAAUGUACUUCUCGGAUACGGCAAUGGCUCUUUUGAAGAUCCAAUGACAUUUGCAACUGGCUCUUAUCCAUAUGCAGUCGUUGUCGAUGAUUUCAACAAUGACACACAAGUCGAUAUUGUUGUCACUAACAAUGGUGAUGAUACUAUAAGUCUACUUCUAGGAUAUGGCAAUGGCUCUUUUGAAAACCAAAUGACAUUUUCUACGGACUCUGGUCCAUCUUCACUAGCUGUUGGUGAUUUUAAUCAUGACACGAAACUAGAUAUUAUAGUAACCAAUUCUGUUAAUAAUGAAGUCUAUGUACUGCUUUAUGAUAACAGUGGAGCUUUGAGAAAGGAAAUAGUACUUGCCUCUGGCGGUGGUUCUCGUCUAAGUUCUGUUGCCGUUGCCGAUAUUAACAAUGAUGAUCUAUUAGACAUUGUUGUUGCUAAUUAUGCUACGGAUAACGUAGGUGUCAUUCUUGGAUAUGGCAAUAGCACAUUUAGAAGCCAGAUGAUGCAUACAGUUGGAUUAAAUUCACAUCCUAAAUCAAUGGCCAUUGCGGAUUUCAAUAAUGAUGCUCAACUAGAUAUUGUAGUGACCAAUUUAAAUACUAAAAAUGUCGAAUUACUUCUUGGGAAUGACAAUGGAACAUUUUUGCUACAGAAAGGCUAUCAAAUUGAUUCGAAUUUUACUCCCUUCGUUGUUGCUGCUGGAGAUUUCAACAAUGAUAGACGCUCUGACAUUGUUGUUGCAUAUGAUAAUACUGAAAAUGUUGAUAUAUUUAUUACAUAUGAUAUAGGGUUUUUUACAAAUGCAACGACAUAUCCUACUGGUUCUCAACCACAGUCUGUCGUUGUCGGUGAUUUCAACAAUGAUACAAUACUGGAUAUUGUCGUCUGUAAUAGUUAUGACAAUACAGUUAGUAUACUUGUAGGAUAUGGCAAUGGCUCUUUUAAAGAUCAAAUGACGUUUUCCACAGGCUUUUAUCCACAGUCUAUAGCAGUCGGUGAUUUCAACAAUGACACAAGAUUAGAUCUCGUCGUUAGUAAUGGUUUUAAUGGUAGUGUAAGUGUACUUCUUGGAUAUGGUAACGGUCUUUUUGACAAUCCAAUCAUAGUUUCUACUGGAUCCUAUUCGCAAUCUGUAGCAGUCGGAGAUUUCAACAAAGACACACUAGUCGAUAUUGUUGUCACUAAUACAAAUGAAAACAACAUAGGUGUUCUUCUCGGAUAUGGCAAUGGCUCUUUCAAAUAUCAAAUCACGUUUUCCACUGGUUCUCAUCCAAAUUCAUUUGUUAUCGGUGAUUUCAACAAUGACAGUCAGCUGGAUAUCGUUGUUGCUAAUGAAAAUGAUCACACUGUAAGUAUACUUCUCGGAUAUGGCGAUGGCUCUUUUGCUAAACAAAUUACGUUUUCUCUUGGUUCUAUGCCGACAUCUCUGGUGACUGGUGAUCUUAAUAAUGACACUCAAUUGGAUAUUGUCGUCAUUAGUACCGAUAGCAAUUCAGUAGGUGUGCUUCUAGGAUAUGGGAAUGGUUCUUUUGCUAAACAAAUCACAUUUUAUGCUGGCUCUUCUCCGCAGUCUGUAGCUAUCGGUGAUGUCAACAAUGACACAAGAUUGGAUAUUGUUAUCUCCAAUAAGUAUGAUCGCACUGUAAGUGUUCUCAUUGGAUAUGGAAAUGGCUCUUUUGCUGAACGAAUAAUAUAUUCUAAUGGUGGGUUUCGCUCAACUUCUGUCGCUACUGGUGAUUUCAAUAAUGACAAGCGACUGGAUAUUGUUGUUACUAAUCCUAAUAACAAUAAUGUAGCUCUACUUUUUGGAUAUGCCAACGAAGCUUUUGUAAAAGUAAGAACACUCUCAACUGGUAAUGGUUCUCAACCACAAUCAUUCGCUAUUGGUGACUUCAACAAUGACAAUAACAUGGAUAUCGCUGUUGUUAAUUCGAAAACUAAUCAUGUCGGUAUUUUUCUUGGAUAUGGCAAUAACUCUUUUACAAAUCAAUUAACAUAUAGAACGGGUACUGCUCCAAAAUCUAUAGCACUAGGUGAUUUUAACAACGACAGUAACCUGGAUAUUGUCAUCGCUAAUUCUAAAGACGACAAUAUAAGCAUAUUUUUAGGAUAUGGUAAUGGUUCUCUUGCAAAUCAAAUGACCUACUCAACUGGUUCCAAUUCUGAGCCCUACUCAGUUACAGUUGCUGAUUUUAAUAACGACACCUUACUAGACAUUAUUGUCGUCAAUCAUGGUUCGAACAGUGUAUGUGUUUUUUUUGAAUACGGGAAUGGCAAUUUUACCAAUCCAAAGUGCUUCUCAGUUGGUGAAGGAACUCUUCCAUUUUCUGUUGUCGUUGGUGAUUUUAAUAAUGAUAGAAAGCUGGAUUUAGUUAUUGCUAACGAGGGCACUGACAAUCUGAAACUUCUCCUACAAACAUGUUAG
Messenger RNA from Rotaria sp. Silwood1, 4170 nucleotides. Lineage: Eukaryota; Metazoa; Rotifera; Eurotatoria; Philodinida; Philodinidae. The record is from the annotation of a GenBank genome assembly.